Messenger RNA from Desarmillaria tabescens, 1209 nucleotides. RefSeq lists its product as uncharacterized. Gene Ontology annotation, molecular function: transcription coactivator activity. Gene Ontology annotation, cellular component: SAGA complex; DUBm complex. The transcript has 10 exons. The record is from RefSeq and is a predicted model, not a curated record. NCBI's taxonomy places the organism in Eukaryota, Fungi, Basidiomycota, Agaricomycetes, Agaricales, Physalacriaceae. Gene Ontology annotation, biological process: positive regulation of DNA-templated transcription; regulation of transcription by RNA polymerase II. Bases 108 to 1127 code for a protein of 339 amino acids.
GUUGAAAUUCACUGCUUGUUCUUUUGUUCAAGUCCAGCAUUCUGCAUCGACAAUCAAGCUGCCAGUAUAGAGCACACCUGUCUGCUAGAUAUAUCGUACAUUUGAAUAUGUCGAGAAGGGUUGAAAAGGAGGCCUUAUUGGCUUCGCUGACUAACAAGCUGUUUUGUGCGAUGCUCGAUGAGAUUGUCAUGGAUGCUGCCAUAGAAGCUCACCACGAUGUCUUGAAGGGCCGCUCAAUAUGUACUACAUGCAAUACUCGUUGUAAUGCGGUGCACUUACCGGGCUCUGCGAGCUCGUCAUCACAAACCGUGCCAUCCUCGAGGCCAGCAACACCUGCCUCUGCGGACAACAAACAUGCUGCUCAUGGGACUGGUACAAGCACGCCCAAUGGCACAAAAUUAGAUGGAGGUACUGUGUAUUUAGACUGUGUUCAAUGCUCUCGACCGAUUGCCUCAAAUCGUUACGCGCCACACCUUGCCAGCUGUAUGGGGCUCUCCACAGCUAGAAGAUCUACGGCACGGACGAAUUCCAAGCCCAAACAAUCUUCCGAUCCUGGUAGGUCUGCAUCCCCAGUUACGGACGACGGGAACGUCUCAGAAGACAGUCGACCGCUAAAGUCUAAGAGCAAGUCAAAAAGUAAGCGAGCAGACGAAGCCGAGUUCAACUUGAAGCGGAAACGAGAUUCACUCAAGACGUCACCGCAAGUGUCUCCCAAUAAGAAGCAAAAACAGCAGAAAGGAUCCCCGGUGUCGAGGGUUAAAGCAGAACAUGAUGGGAUGCUGUCGAUGCCAAGUCUGCCAUCUACCAACUCGCACUCUAUGGUACCAUCAAAGCUACGAGAUUCAUCAACAGCCUCUUUCCUGGACAGGUCUUCACCCUCAUCUCGCGGGUCUUCACCAGAUGUUGGGUCCAUCAUGACAACAGUGUCUUCCUCGUUCUCAGGACACAGCCCAACAUUUGCUUCUCGUGGUUCUAAUGCGAAGAUGGUGAAGGGCAAGGGCCCUCCUCGACCCAUUCCGAAGAGAAUGAGCCCACCUCGGCCUCCGCCGCCUUCACUUCUACCGGACUAUAUCCAGGAUGAUGCCGGCGACGAAACAGGCUCAUCAACUGACACGGACAGCUCCUAAAUGGCAUCUUUUUGUUCAUCUCAUUGGAUUAUGUAUGAUACUGUAUUUUUAAUCAACAUCACGAAAGCAUCAGACCAGUCCU